Molecule: messenger RNA, 1437 nt
Organism: Exophiala aquamarina CBS 119918
Lineage: Eukaryota; Fungi; Ascomycota; Eurotiomycetes; Chaetothyriales; Herpotrichiellaceae
Product: GATA-binding protein, other eukaryote
Exons: 2
Coding region: 1-1437 (478 amino acids)
Biological process (GO): negative regulation of transcription by RNA polymerase II; positive regulation of transcription by RNA polymerase II
Molecular function (GO): zinc ion binding; RNA polymerase II cis-regulatory region sequence-specific DNA binding; DNA-binding transcription factor activity, RNA polymerase II-specific
Source: RefSeq, a predicted model, not a curated record
AUGUUGGCCGUGCGUGGUGCAAUGGAUGCCUUGCAGCACUCUACCUCAUUCAGCGGUCAGAAAGACAGUCUUCUCCGGCAACCUUCCGCCGAGGACCUCGACGCCGCUCAUCAACUUGUGUCCUCCGCGCGGGGUGAACGCCAUGGUUCACAUGUAAUUCAUGACACCCACAGGGGUGAGGCUACAUCUGACCAAAGUUAUUCGAGACGAGUUAGCCCUGGUCAAGACGCUAUCAAUGUCGCCGGGACAUCUAGCGAACCCUCUGAGCAAGCAGAGGACUCCAGUGGAUUAGGUCAAAUGUGCAGCAAUUGCGGGACCACCAAAACCCCUCUAUGGCGACGCUCACCAGCCGGCAAUACAAUAUGCAAUGCCUGUGGGCUCUACCAAAAGACCCGCAACGCUCCCCGACCUUCCAAUUUCAAACGUCCCAGCUCAGUCGCUCCAUCUGACAGUCCACGUCAAACCACAGGGACUUCACCUGUCGCUUCCGCCGCAGUACCAUCGCCAUCCCAAACUCCACAACCCAGCAUCCCGUACAGAGUUCCUGAACAUACACCAGGGUCCUGCCCUGGCGGAGGUAAUUGUAACGGAGCUGGUGGUGCCGAAGGAUGCGGAGGUUGUCCUGCGUACAACAACAGAGUCGCUAGAACAACCAAUGUUUCGUCAGUCAUUAGCCCAGUAGCGGAUGCAGAAAGUGAUGCUCAAAGUACUGCCGGCUCCACCACAGGCUCGAUUGCUCCCGCCGCUGCUCCUCCACAACCACCGAGUCAAGGCAACACAUCCAUGGUUGUCGCGUGCAAGAACUGCGGGACUACUGUCACUCCUCUUUGGAGACGAGAUGAACUUGGUCAUCCUAUAUGCAAUGCAUGUGGCUUGUAUCACAAACUUCAUGGUUCCCAUCGACCUGUCCAAAUGAAGAAGUCCACAAUCAAAAGGCGGAAGCGGGUAGUACCGGCAUAUCUAGACGCUCCGAGACCAGAGGGUGCGCCUUCACAGCCCGCGACAUCAAUGUCGCCUGAACCUCCAUCCCCUGUGGCGAUUGAUAGCGGGCAUGAUUCAACUCAAGUUACACCGGCGUCGAAGAGGAAGAGACCUCCUCCUACAGUAGACUACACCGGUUAUGUUCCCGACAGUGCACGAAUUGAUGGACAAGGAGAGACCCAAAGACUUUCCGAGGACUUCACGGUACAAGCGCGACUUGCAGCCGCCGCAGCAGAGGAAAUGCAACUUGAUCCCGCCUUGGCUGGAGCAGGGCAUCAUGAUCGGAGCUCCGACGUUCCACCUGUUCGACCAAAUGGGAGGCCAGAUGGAAUAACCUUGACACCUCAGCACUCUGAUCGGUUGCGGAACGAUCGACGAACGCAGUUGAUGCGGGAAGCUGAAGAGAUGAGAGCAGCCCUCCGAGCGAAGGAGAGAGAAAUCGAUGACCUCAACUGA